Molecule: messenger RNA, 5025 nt
Organism: Phasianus colchicus (ring-necked pheasant)
Lineage: Eukaryota; Metazoa; Chordata; Aves; Galliformes; Phasianidae
Source: RefSeq, a predicted model, not a curated record
AUGGAGACGGCGAGCGGCGGCGGCGGUUUCCCCCGGGCGCUGCCGCUGCUGCUGCUGCUGCCGGUGUUGCCGGUGUUGCCCCGCGCCGCCGCCGAGCAGGUCGUCCUGAUGGACUCGAAAGAAUCCCAAGCGGAGCUGGGCUGGACCUCACACCCGGCCAACGGGUGGGAGGAAAUCAGCGGCGUGGACGAGGAGUACAAACCCAUCCGUACCUAUCAGGUGUGCAACGUCAUGGAGCCCAACCAGAACAACUGGCUGCAGACGGGUUGGAUCGCCCGGCGCGACGGCCAGCGGAUCUUCAUCGAGCUGAAGUUCACCCUGCGGGACUGCAACAGCAUCCCAGGUGUGACAGGCACCUGCAAGGAGACCUUCAACCUCUACUACGCUGAGUCCGACGCCGAUUUGGGCCACAGCAUCCGCGAGAGCAAACACACCAAGAUUGACACCAUUGCUGCCGACGAGAGCUUCACGCAGGGGGACCUGGGCGAGAGGAAGAUGAAGCUGAACACAGAACUGCGGGAGAUCGGGCAUCUGAGCAAGCGAGGUUUCCACCUGGGCUUCCAGGAUGUGGGUGCUUGCGUGGCUCUGGUCUCCGUGCGGGUUUAUUACAAGAAGUGCCUCAGCACCGUGCAGAACCUGGCGGUUUUUCCAGAUACGGUGGCAGAGGCGGCUUUUGCCACGUUGGUGGAGGUGAAGGGCACGUGUGUCGAGCACGCCCGGGUGGAUGUGGAUAACCCCCCCCGGAUGCACUGCAGUGCUGAGGGAGAGUGGUUGGUGCCCGUCGGGAAGUGCCUCUGCAGCCCAGGCUUCGAGGAGAGGGACGGGAGGUGCAGAGCAUGCCUUCCAGGAUUUUACAAGCUCUCCCUCCGCCUCCCUCUCUGCUCUCCUUGCCCUGAGCACAGCUUCACGCAUGAGGAAGCCUCCACCUUCUGCUCCUGCCAGAAGAACUACUCCAGGUCCCCAUCAGAUCCUCUGUCUGCUUCCUGCACGCGCCCACCAUCUGCCCCAAGGGACCUGGUGUACAGCCUGCGCCGUUCCUCGCUGGUGCUGCAUUGGAGCGCUCCUGCCGACGCUGGCGGCCGCAGCGAUCUGACCUACAGCCUGUGGUGCAGCCGCUGCCCGGCGCCGCGGGGAGGCUGUGAGCAGUGUGGCAAUGGUGUGGGCUUCGUGCCGCAGCAGACGGGACUGGUGGAGCGCACCGUCACGCUGGUCAACCUGCUGCCCCACGCCAACUACACCAUCCGCGUGGUGGCCCUCAAUGGCGUUUCGGCCGGCAGCCCGCUGGCAGGGCAGCCCUACGCUGAGGUCAACGUCUCCACUGGGCUUGCAGUGCCAACUCCUGUCACUGACAUCCGCACCGAUAAAGUCGAGCAGAAGAGCAUCUCCUUGUCGUGGCAGGAGCCAGGCUUCCCAACCAACAGCACCGAGUACGAGGUCAAGUACUACGAGAAGGAUCAAAGAGAUCGAAGUUACUCAACUGUGAAAACCACCUCAACAGCCGUGACAGUCAAUAACCUGAAGCCUGGCACCCUCUAUAUUUUCCAAAUCCGGACAUCUUCCUCGCAGGACUACGGCAACUACAGCCCCAGCAUUGAAGUGGAGACAUUGGCUGACUUGACAGUGGCCUCAAAUGAGCAAAAUCCUGUCCUAAUCAUCAUAGUGGUGGCCAUCGCAGGGCUGACGGUGCUGGUGUCCAUGGUGGUCGGCAUGAUGGUCUGGAGGAGGCAGUGUGGGUACAGCAAAGCCAGCCAGGAUGGAGACGAGGAGCUUUACUUCCACUUUAAAAUACCGACCAGGAGGACAUACAUUGACCCGGACACUUGUGAAGAUCCCAUGCAGGCUGUGCACCUCUUUGCCAAAGAGCUGGAUAAUGCCAGUAUUAAAAUCGAGAGGAUCAUCGGGACAGGAGAGUUUGGAGAGAUCUGCCGAGGCUGCCUGAAGCUGCCCAGCAAGCGGGAGCUGCCGGUGGCCAUCCAGACACUGAGGGCUGGCUGUUCUGCCAAGCAGCAGCGCUGUUUCCUGGCCAAGGCGUGCACCAUGGGUCAGUUCGACCACACCAACGUCAUCCGACUGGAGGGAGUCAUCACCAGAGGGAGCACCAUGAUGAUAGUGAUGGAGUACAUGGGGAACGGAGUGCUGGACUCUUUCCUCAGGAAACACGAGGGCCAGCUCACGGCCAGCCAGCUCCUCAGCAUGUUGCAGGGGAUCGCUGCUGGCAUGAAAUACCUGGCAGAGAUGGGUUACAUACACAAAAGCCUGGCUGCCCACAAAGUCCUGGUGAACAGCAGCCUGGCUUGCAAAAUCACAGGAUUCAGACGGCCGCAGGAAGAUAAGAUGGAAACCAUCUUCUCCACCAUGCAUGGGAAGAGCCUGGUGCUGUGGUCAGCACCUGAAGCCAUCCAGUAUCACCACUUCAGCCCAGCCAGUGAUGUGUGGAGCUUCGGCAUCGUCAUGUGGGAGGUGAUGUCCUAUGGCGAGAGACCCUACUGGGACAUGUCCCACCACGAUGUGAGUGCCCCAGCUGCGUGCCUGAUGUCGUCGUAUGGCUCACUGUGUUUGGUGCAAUCUGUAUUCACCAUCCCCUCACCUCUCUGCCUCUCCUUGCAGGUGAUGAAGGCAGUGGAGGAUGGCUUCCGCCUGCCUGCCCCAGCACACUGCCAGCCACCGUUGCACCAGCUGAUGCUGGACUGCUGGCAGAAGGAGCGCAGCCAGCGCCCCAAAUUCUCCCACAUCCACGACGUCCUCAGCAAGAUGCUGCAGAGCCCAGAGCCACCUCCGUGCACCAGGUCCCGCAGCACCAUGCCACUCACCGAGCGCUCCUUCAUGGCUUUCCCAGCGUUCAGCUCUGUGGGAGAGUGGCUGGAAGCCAUAGGGAUGGGCAGAUACCGGGAUAACUUCACUGCUGCAGGCUGCUGCUACCUGGAGUCCGUGGCCAGGAUGACAGCGCAAGAUGUCCUGAGCCUGGGGAUCACUCAGGCAGAGCAUCAGAAGACCAUCCUGAGUGGCAUCCAGACCCUGCGGGCCCAGGUGAUCCAGAUGCAUGGCCGGGGCGUGCAGGUGUGACAUGGAACACAGAACCAAUGGAGCAGAAGGAGGUGCUGGCCCAUGUUGGACCAAAUCUCAGAAGCCUUGCAGUUUUGGGUGGGAUGUGGGAUCUGGUGGGCUGCUGCCAGAUGUGUCGUUCCGAGUGGUAAGAGGGCAGGGCAUGCCAUCCCCUGUGCUGGGGAAGCUGUGUUCCCAGGCACCAGGUACAGUGUACUUGGGUGGCUAUGGUUCUCCCCAUUGCUGCUCUGUAAGAUGAGUCAAACUGUAAUGACACCAUUUCACAUGGUAACUAGAUUAACAGGGUGGAUGAACAUUUCUGUUGCUGUCUUCAUCCAGAGCUGACAGCAUUUUCCUAUCUAGCAUCCUACUGGUGAAAUCCAUGGGUAUUUUUAUACAGGCUGACAUCUUCUACCAACCCCACCAGGAGCUUUUAUUGCUUUUAUUUUUAGAGGCUCACACCCAGCUUCAGGAAGGUGACUUUGCCCAUCUGGCACGCUGGAAGGAAGCUCUGUCCCAGCCACGUCCCUUCCACUCAGAGUCACCUUGCUGAAUUCUGACACCACUGUCAGUGAACAGAGACAAAUGUUCCCUGCCAAAGUGCAGUGCUGAAUGUUUGGAAGGUGCUUUUGACAAGACAAUUUCAGAGGAGGGAAUGGAAGGCUUUGAUGAUGAUAGCCACAGCCAAGAGAGGGCAAGUAGAGAAGCCUUGGGUUGCCCCGCUGAUGCUUUCAGCCUUUGCUGCCUUUUGUUCAGGUCCUAGUCCAUCAUUUCUCUGCGUGAGCCCACCAGGUGGGAUAGAAUUACAGAGCAGCAGCAGUGAGCAGGAACCUGCUGCCCUUGGAGGGCUGAUUGAUGCUAGAGCAGCUGGUGCUCCUUUGCCCCUUUUUCCUGCUUCUUGCCCUGCAAAAUCUUGCAGGCAUCCUGUGUCCUCAUUGGCAGUGGGGGAGGUGAUGGCACCAGGAGAUCCAGGGAGGCAGUGGGAGCGAGGUGUGCCCAUGGUGGCAAGCUGCUCCUUGCAGGUAGGAGACAUCUUCAGGAGUCUGAAAAAGUGGAAGGGUCUGAUUACCUCCAGCACUAACACAGACCCCGUGAGGUCUGCCAGCAGCUGCAUUUGCUUUGCAAUCCCAACACUGUACCAUAGCUUAGGGAAGUGGUAUAGAAAUAACCACUGGGUGCAGCUGGAUGUGGUACCCAUCCUGCAGAUAGAAACAGAGCAUUGCUGCGUGGCUGAGGGAUGGAGCCCUGGGUGCUGCUGGGCGCCAGGUGGGCACACAGCACUUUGUUUUGUAGCAGCUCUGCACAGCGUGCCUCGUGCAUUGGUGUUUCUGCUACAGGCCCAAUCUGUGACAGAAGGCAUAAAUAGCAUCUGCUUAACAAUACGAGGUUUUCUUUGAAGUUAGUUAAUUAAAUGGGUCUUUGUAGCCUCGUACAGAGCUUUGUAGCUCUUUUAUUAUCAUCUGUACGUAUUGCGAGUGAAUUAUUAAUGAUGAAAGACAAAGAUUUACAAAAGGAAUGAAUGCUGUGGAAGGUGUUCACAGUGCAGUUGGAAAUCUGUAUGCGGAGGAUUCAGAUCUUCUGCAGCUAACCUGUGCCGAGGGGAUGCAUCCAAAAGGCAUUGAGCUGCAGGGCACUGACACAGCUUGCUUGCAGGGCUGGCAUAGCACCCACCUGCCCAGAAUGAGGUCACAUCCAUCCUGGCCCCACAGCCUUCACAGUUGCUUUAAGGAUCCAGCAAAGCCCUGUUCCUGAUGGGUUCCUUCAAACCAGCACAGUGCUGUGCCCUCAGAGCCCUCUGGCUAGGCUUCUUAGAGCAGGGCUGUGAGUGCUCAGGACUACGUUUAACUUUGUUCAGCUGUUUCAAUGUGAUUGCAUUGGAGAUCAGAGCUCUUUGGCUGAACUCCAACAAGCGGAGUCAAGAAGGUGCUGGCUAAGUAUAUUUUUUUUCUGCCUCGUCUUGCCAUUUGAAGGCAGAGCUGCAGU